AUGAAUUCUGCUCCAAUGGUUUUGAUAGACGUAGAAAAAUGGGGGUACUUUUAUAAGGAUUUCUACUCAUUAGACUUCCAGAGUGUUUUGAUUCCACGCUCAAAUUCCUUCUUUGGAACAAGCUACAUCAAACUCCCUCUUGAAGAGAAUACUGCGGUGUCAGAGGUUAGCAUACGCUUUCGAACAAGCCGCACCAAAGGACUUCUCCUGUAUGCCUUCAGCCAGGACAGUGCUCUAGUAGUGCGACUCAGGGAAACCAAGGUUGAGGCUGUACUGUUCUUUGGGGAUGAUGAAGUCACACUUCUUUCUCGGAGGAGACCAAAGCUUAACAAUUUGAGAUGGCAUCAAGUAGAGGUGACAUUGUCAGGGAGCCAAGGCAUUCUUUAUAUAGAUGGAGACCAAAAAGACUCAGAGAGUAUACCCAGAGACACUAUAUAUGCAGAAGAUAUUUAUGUUGGUGGAUCAAAUGACCUAAAGAGUCCCCAUUUAUCAGGUGUGGACAAAUACUUCCGAGGAUGCUUGGAGGAUGUCACAGUAGGCAAUAUCAAUGUUAUAGCAGCCUCGAUUAGCACCUCUGGAGGAAUCUAUCAUGAUAUCACUCGGGAAUGUAGCGUAGAGUUUGAAGCAGGCAUUGAUGAUCCCAUCAGCUUCGUCAAGGAAACUGCCUUUGUGUCAUUUCCGAAAUGGCACAUCCAGGAGGAAGGGUCGUUUGCCUGUUGGAUCCGCACCUCAGCACCCACUGGCCUUUUGAUGUUUAGUUACCAGGAUAGCAAUUUCAUAGCAGCAGAAAUCGAGAAUGGUCAUAUACGGGUCCUUGUCCAGACAGAAUCAUCUAGUACUAACUCUGUUGCAGUGUUAUCUGAAAAAAGUGUAAAUGACAUGACCUGGCACUUUGUUAUAAUAGAUGUCGCACACGAUUAUAUAAGAAUAAGUGUUGACUACGAUGAUGAGCAAUUUGCCUUGUCAAGCCCCUUUGAGGAGCAUAUUGAUUUCUUAGGAACAUUGUAUGUAGGUGGAGUCAUCCACAGAGGUAGGUCUUUGGCCUUCAGUUCAGACCUAUCUUCAAUCACUCAUGCCAGUAUGGGAGGCUCGCUUAAGGGCUGUCUAAGAGAUAUCGAGCUGAACGGAGUACAGUUUGCUCUUGGAGACUCCCAUGCAACACAUGGAAUUCUUGUCGGAUGCCUGUAUGAAUUUCCUUGUUCUCUGGAUCCGUGUGGAGAAAACGGCAGAUGCAUGGAGACCGGUCUUUCUGACUAUAAUUGUGAGUGCCUUGGAGAUGCAUGCCCUACCACUCCCAUGAUAAAGCCAACAUCGGGAGGAAUUGAUACAACUGCUGCUGCAUCUACUACAACUGAAACGAUUACUACUCCAGAACCAACUACACCAGAACCAACCACUUCCACUUUUCAAAUUCUUACAGUGGAUGCAUUGUCAGUGAUGGAAGGUGGAGGUGCUCUGAUGACAACGGUUAACAUCCGUCUGAAUGUUAACCUCAGGGAAUAUAAUCUUCGACAGUCACAGGUGUUGUUUAAAAUGGCCCAGUACCCAGAAUUUGGAGUGAUUGAAAAAGAUGUUCUGAGAAAAGGAAGUUCCAGAGUGCAGUUCACUUUCUUGGAUUUACAAACGGGUAAAAUCAGCUAUGUCCAUGAUGGCUCAGAAAACUUUAAAGAUCAGGUUAUAUUUGAUGUCGUCUUCAGUGGAAAACAAGACCCAGUUCCAGGUAUUACAGAAGAUUUCAAUUUCACGCUGCCCAUCAGAAUUACACCUGUCAAUGAUCCUCCUGAGAUAACUGUUGCAGGUGACAAUACUUUUAGGAUGAUCAGAGAUACAAGAAGAGUACUGCGGGCAGAGUUUCUCCAAGUCAUCGAUCCAGACAACCUUCCAUCAGACCUGAUUAUAACCAUAGUGAGUCAACAAGGCAAUGUAGGUUAUUUUGAACAUGGAGGAAAUCGUGGCGAAAGCAUUACAGAAUUUACCCAAGAGGAUAUUGAUGUGGGCAACAUAGCAUAUGUUCACACUGGCCCUCUUCCAAAAUCCAGGAUUGUGCUAAGAGCUGCAGAUGGUGAGGCUAAAAGUGGACUGGCAUCAUUUCGAAUUGAGUCUGCUGAACUAGCUCUUGAAGUUGCCAACCUUACAGCAGUCAGAACUAACCCUUCUGCUUCACAGAUCAUUAAUCUUUCCAAUCUGAAUGUGAUUACCAAUGACCCAGAGGAUAUGUUUGAAGUGACUUAUCUGAUUACUACUCCACCAAGGCUUGGUGAAGUACAAAAGCUUUAUCCGUCAGGAGAAUGGGCAGAUUCAAGUGAGUUCAGUCAAUCAGAUAUGAUCAUGAAUCAUGUUAGAUAUUCUGCUUCCCGGGCUACUGAAGAAUCAGAAGUGUCUUACGAUCAGAUUGGAAUUACUGCGAGAAGUGAAACUGUCAACAAACCAGGGAUAUUUCUUCCCAUUCAGAUUGUAGUGACUUCUGUUGAAGUGACUACAAACACUGGUCUGGUGUUGGAUGUUAUCAGCGAGGGGUUUAUCACAUCUCAGAACCUGUCAUCGGAAGCCACUCAUGUCCUGGAUGGCUCGCCCAUAUUAUACCAGGUAGUACGAUCUCCAGUCAAAGGUGACAUCAUGAAGCAUCUUGUUGGGAAAAUAGCAGAAAGUCAGACCUUUUCUCAAGAUGAUAUUGAUGCUGGCCUCAUCACCUAUCGUCUCAAAAACAAGGUUUAUACUGCCUUCAAUGACACUUUCAUUUUCCGUGUCACUGUAUCCAAUGCUCAAACCAGCGCCAAAGAAUUCAUGAUAAAAUAUUUUCCUGACUCCCAGCAGGUGGCUGUCACCAAUAACGGCUUUGUUGUACAGGAAGGAGGUUCACACACCUUGGUAGCCUCAGAUUUGUUUUUAGAAUCCUCAGCCACAUCAGACUUUUCCUAUACAAUCACAUCAUCUCCACUGCAUGGAAGAUUGCAGAUGAUAGAUCCUGCCUCAGGUAGCAUUGUUGUUAUUCAGAAUGUGUCAUCUUUUCUGAAUUUAGAUAUAACGAGAGGUGCACUCCAAUAUGUUCAUGAUGAUUCUGAGACACUGUAUGACUAUUUUGAUGUAAAUGCAACCGCCUCUUUCAACGAUAGAUUUGGACGUAGGAAACAAGCCAACUGGAUGGGAAGAAUAAACAUUUCAGUCGAGCUGCUGAAUGAUAAUACACCUCGACGUGUCAUUGACAAGGUGUUUAAUGUUAUAAAGAAUGGAAGGACUGUCUUGACUGGAGAAGAUAUCUUGUACACCGAUGAAGACUCUGAUUUUGAUGAUGAUGAUCUGAUAUACACCCGCCAGAAAAUCAAUGCAGGAGAUCUCGUGAAGACAAACAACCCAUCAGAAUCUCUCUUGAAAUUCUCACAGAGGGAUCUCCUUGCAGGCAAAGUCACAUUUAAACACCAAGGAAAUGUUGAGCAGACACGAAUGCUAUUUCUCGUCCUUGAUAAAAAUAGGAAACAUUACGUUGCUGGUUUUCUGCAAAUCCAAGCAAUUGAGUCACAUGUCAGUGUAGCAGUUAACACUGGUCUUCAGGUUGCCAAAGGCGAGGGUGAAAUAAUAACCAGUGCAAAUCUAACAGCAGAGACAAAUGUCAAUGUCAAGGCUAGAAAUAUUGACUUCCAGGUUACAUCAGGCCCUAUGUAUGGUGUUCUGAAAGCAGAAGGGGUUGCCAUCCAACAGUUCACACAAGAAAGCCUUGAUAGUGGUGCAGUAUCUUAUCACCAUAACAACCAGAGCAGUGAUGUCAUUGAUUCCUUUAAUUUUACAGUAUCUACAAAAGGACUUGAAAGUCAGGGCGAGUUUGUGAUUAGGAUUCUAGUUGCAAGCAAGGAGCAGUUGCCAACAGUGGAGAAAAUGGAACCUGUUCUGAUGGAGGUAGGAAAGGAAGUAGUUUUUACUAAGUUGAACUUAAAGAUUUCUCACCCCAAUCACCUUGCAACAGAGAUGGUAUACAGGGUUAUCUCACCUCCCAAGUAUGGAGAGUUAAGACUAAAGAAUGAAUAUGGCAUCAUCAUCAAGAGAUCGCCACCACUUGAAGAGGAGUCAGAACGGAAACGAAGGGAGACUGUUGAUUCUGCCAUGACCUUCACUCAACAAGAUGUCAGCAGAGGACAUGUGAGCUACAUACAAACAGAUUAUUCACAGCUUAUUGAUGAGUUUUCCUUUGAAGUCAGUAAUGGUUAUGUGACCCUACAAAACCUAACAAUGACCAUUGACAUUGCUCCAGCGAUUGUUCCACUUGACGCUCAUGAUUUCUCUGUCCUUGAGGAGCGAUCUAAGACCAUCACAAAGGAUAUUAUAAGGGUUGGACACCCAUUGUACGAACCACUUCACUUCAGUGUCCAUAUUUUGAAGAGUCCAUUGCAUGGAAUCAUUGAGAACACAAGGCAACCAGGUGUUAACCUGAAGUCCUUCACAACUCAAGACAUUGAGAAUGAAUUUAUAUACUAUGUCCAUGACGGGUCAGAGCAAGCGUGGGAUCACUUCACGAUCAUGUUUAACAAUUCGGAGGGGAAGCAAAGUGAUGCCCACACCAUCAACAUCACCAUUAUCCAGAUAAACGAUCAGCCACCGAUGGUUGAUGUCAACGAGGGGCUUGCUGCAAUCAUGGGGGCAAUUACUCCUAUAACAAAUGCUUCCUUGAGUGCCUCUGAUCCUGAUACACCAGAUACUAACUUGACCUACACCAUCACCAAUCCAGGAAAUGGCAUGUUGGUGUACCGGAGGAAUAGGGAAGAAUCUAUUCUCUCAUUCUCUCAGGCCGAUAUAAACACUAGAGAUGUUCUCUUUGUUCAUCAAGGAUCCAGAACUGGUGGGUUUCGUUUCCAAGUUACCGAUGGUGUUCAUACUACCCAGCAGCAGAUCUUCUCCAUCAGAGCGUCCCCUCUUCUCCUGGUGCUUGCAAACAAUUCCCAGCUAACGGUAACAUGGGGAACUAUUCAACCAAUCACAAUGGAGCAUUUGCUUGUGGUGACCAAUGAAGACCCACCUACUGAUCUUAGUCGACCAAUCACAUAUGUUAUUACUACCAACCCUGUUAGUGGUGAGAUCGUGAAGAUUCUUUCCAGGGGUUCUUCAGCAGUUGACGCCUUGAGCUAUUCAACAGUAUCAGUUUUUACCCAAGAGGAUAUUGACAAUGGUUUGAUAGCCUUUAAACAUGAUAAUUCAUCCACCCUUUCAGAAGACAGCUUUCAGUUAAAUGUCUUUCUCCCACUUUCACAAAACCUUUCAAAUAUUAUUUUUGAACUCCACAUUCCAUAUGAAGCCUCCCCUACAACCCCUUUGCCUACUUCCACUACCAUGUCUGUACCAAAUUCAACAAUGGCAGUUGAAGCGGAUUCAGGAAUCAUCAAUACAGGGAUUGAAGUAUCUGAGGGGGAGAGUGUGACAAUCACGGCAGAUAACCUUGAUGCAAACAUCCUUUUGGAAGGACUAUCAGGGUAUGUACAGUAUACAGUGACAAAAGCGCCUAAACAUGGAUUUCUCAGCUUAUCUGGAAGGAACAUAACUACUGGAGGUUCCUUUAUCCACAACGAAAUGUCUACACAGGAGUUGGUGUACACCCAUGACCAUUCAGAUACACUCAGCGAUUCCUUCAACUUCUCGGCAUCCAUCAAGUUAUUUGGACCAGCAGCAGCUUCUGCGGAAGGAGCAGUAACACCAAGUGCAGAGGGUAUCUUCAAGGUAAAGGUCUUGCCUGUCAAUGAUCAGACAUUUGUUGUUGUGACAGCUUCCUUGAGGAUGUCUAUAGUGCAAGGUGAACAGGUUGUAUUCAAUGACCACUUUCUCAACAUCACAGAUCCAGAUAAUCCACCAUCAGAUCUCGAGUAUAAGAUCAUACAAGGGCCAACCAAUGGAAAGAUCGUCUUCAUUGACAAUCCCGGUGUCAGUGUCAAGACUUUCACGCAAGACGAUAUCAACAGGGACCUGCUGCAGUUCAUCCAUGAUGGAGGAUCGACCCUUGGAGCAUUCACAUUCAGAAUCAACGAUGGCAAGCACUAUCAGAUCAAGCAGUUCUUCAUUGAUGUUAUUCCACGUGUUCUAACCUUGACUGCUGUGGCACCUCUUGUUCUUACUCAAGGAGACACCAUGGCUAUCUUGUCUUUUGAACAUUUGAACAUAUCCAGUAAUGGCAAUGCAUCCACUUCAUACUACAAUAUCUCAAGUCCAGCUAGCUUUGGCGAAAUCAGAAUGAAUACUGUCCCAGUGAUGCAGUUUACUCAGAGUGAUAUUGAAUUGGGAAUGGUAGAAUAUCACCAAAUUGACAUGGCAUCUGAUCAAGACAAUCUCCAACUGACAUUGUUUGAUGAUUACAAUAUUAUACCUGGUAUCUAUCUUAAUAUUACCGUGGAACCCUUGAUUGAUAUUAAUAGCAUUGAAGCAUCAAGUGGAAGCGAUGUACCAAUAAUGAAAUCAAAUUUAGAUGCGACAUUGCUAGCGAAUAAGACUGGAAAGUUCCCCUUUUUUACCAUCCUUGAGGCUGCAGAAUUUGGAGUGGUUGUAAAUACAACCUCAGAUGAGGAACUCCAUAAGUUUUAUUUCCAUGACCUUGACAUGGGAGAUAUUGUUUACAGGGCUGAACGUUUAGACAUUGCAGAAAAUGAUACUUUAGGUGAUAACAUCACCUUAUUGCUACAAACUGAGGGGUCACAACCUGUGAGUGUAAUUGUUGGAGUUGUGAUUGGGCCUGCAGUUAUCGAGAGCACCACCCAGCUUCCAACAACAACAACAGAGGCAACAGUUAGAAUGAAUAUAUUUGACCGCGGGGAACUGCCAAUCGACAAGCCUAUUGAAGAUGAUGGUUUAACAACAGAGUCAACAUCCCUUGAGGGUGGAGGUCCCAGUGCCAAAGCCGUUGAUAACAAAGGACCAUCAUCUAUCAUAUACAUUGCUCUUUCAAUCGUGGCUAUCUUUGUCAUUGUUGUAAUCAUCAUCAUUUUCAUUCUCUGGAGGAGGCGUCAUCGAAAGAAAGGGGAUGAGAAGCCAGGCCCCCCACCUCCUAUACAGGAGAACUUACCAGAGACGGUCACAUCAGCUCCUGUUAUAGCCCCAGAACCGUCUCAGACUUCCCAGGCCACGCCCUCUGAGAGAUCCUACGAUAGCAGUGCAGUGACCCAACCAAUGAUUAGAAGGCCCAUUCAGAGUCCCAUGGUUCCACAGGUCAAAGUAACUCCCCUGGGAAGGCCCCCAUCGCCCGUCAACUCUUAUGCAAGCCUCACCUCUAAUGGAACCUUCCAAUCAUUUUCUAACUGGACAGGGUGUGACCCAAAAAUGGCUGCUCCUCAUCAGACACGAUCAAAAAGCCCCACCUUGAAGAAAAGUCAGUACUGGGUUUAAAUUUGCGAGGAGUUUUUUUGUCUGACUGAUAUUGAGCUAUCUUUAUUUAUUUGUAUAUUUUUACAUUGUAAAUUAAUUUAAUAGUGCUUUUAAAGUGCUUAAUUAGAAUGGUGCUGCAACAAGUUUUUAAAUGUUUUUUAGGAGCCGGAGUUCAACUCAUAUUGAUGUACAUAUUAUUGGGUCUCAUGCUAUCCAAAUGUAAAUUUAUACCCGUUGAUAAUCAUUUUUCUAUGCAUCUCAUGUUCUGUUAUUCAAAUCUCAAAACACAUUUACAAAUACGCAACUUUUCAAGUACCCCCCCCCCCUUCAUCCAUGUCCUCUUUCACUCUGUUAGUAAUGCAACAUGAGAUAGCUAAAUGUAUAUCAGACUAGUUGCCAUGCAGGCAGAAAGAUGAAUACUUUACAAUUGUAAAUUUGUUACAUUUUUUGGCUUUAGACUUAUAUUUAAACCUAACACUUGAUGUGGUAAAUAUCAUAAUCAACCAAUCAUAUAAUUGUUAUAUAGUAAACAAUGAAAUCACUCAAGCAUUCUAUACAAUCCAUAGGAUGCAAUGCGCACAGAAUUGAAUGCGAGACGAUUUCAUGUAUUUCUCAACCAAUCAAUCAACCUGGAUUGCAUAUUAGGAGUAUGCAGAACCUUGAAAUUGUGCCUAGCUUCCCAUAAGCUAGAUUAUAUGGAGGCCUAUUCUCCAAUUAUACCUUUGGAUAAAGCAUAUCUGUUAGAUUAUUAGAAAUUUUGAAAACCUAGAGGGCUAGAGUUUAAAGGUAUUUGCUAACAUUGAUUUGACUGAGCUGCGAGGUCCCACUUGUCACCUGCACCUGUGAUGUGUUACAAAAAUGAAGCCCAGAAAAAAAUCGCGUCCGAAAAUCAUUAUUAAGUGCUUCAAAAAAGUGAAAUAUAAAGUGACCGGGAAUACCAUCUUAAUUUCAUCCAUAUACUUAUGUGUUCUAUUAUUAUCAGCAUGAUAGAAAUUACACAAAACCAACAAUUAUAACUUAUAUCAAAAGGAUUUCUUUCGAUUUUUUGUUUUUUAGAGUUUUUAGGUUGACAGAAAGGCAUUCAUGUACAUAUUUCAUCUCUCCUUUGAUAUUUUUUUUACAAUAUGAACCUUAAGAGAAUGGGUUUUUAUGUAUGACCAUUGCGUGAUUUACAAUUUUGAAUGUGAUUUGCAAAUUAGCGUAUGUCAUCUCAAGCUACAGUUUGUCACUUGAAUGUGAUUUUAAGGAUGUUUGGCCAUAAUCAUUUAUUGUUACAAGAGCGGUAGUAGUCAUCAUAGGCGGAUUGGGGGGCCCGGCACCCCCCCCCCCUAUUGGCGGAGCAAAAAAGGGAAAGAAAAAAAAA
This is a messenger RNA of Lytechinus variegatus (green sea urchin), 8695 nucleotides long. It is a transcript of the gene cspg4, whose product is annotated as chondroitin sulfate proteoglycan 4-like. The coding region runs from base 1 to 7353 and encodes 2450 amino acids. The transcript is spliced from 4 exons. The record is from RefSeq and is a predicted model, not a curated record. Lineage: Eukaryota; Metazoa; Echinodermata; Echinoidea; Temnopleuroida; Toxopneustidae.